Sorex araneus (European shrew) is the source of this 2529-nucleotide messenger RNA. It is a transcript of the gene G6PC1, whose product is annotated as glucose-6-phosphatase catalytic subunit 1. The coding region runs from base 53 to 1126 and encodes 357 amino acids. Gene Ontology annotation, biological process: gluconeogenesis; glucose 6-phosphate metabolic process. Gene Ontology annotation, cellular component: membrane. The transcript is spliced from 5 exons. Gene Ontology annotation, molecular function: glucose-6-phosphatase activity. NCBI's taxonomy places the organism in Eukaryota, Metazoa, Chordata, Mammalia, Eulipotyphla, Soricidae. The record is from RefSeq and is a predicted model, not a curated record.
ACCAACUGCAAAGGCUGAGCCGGAGGCUUCCUGCGGAGCCCAGCGCGCCAGGAUGGAGGAGGGAAUGAAUGUUCUCCAUGACUUUGGGAUCAGGUCCACAUACUACCUGCAGGUGAAUUACCAGAAAGCCCAGGACUGGUUCAUCUUGGUGUCCGUGCUCGCAGACCUCAGGAAUGCCUAUUAUGUUCUCUUCCCUAUUUGGUUCCAUCUCCGAGAAGCUGUGGGCAUCAAACUCCUCUGGGUAGCCGUGAUUGGUGAUUGGCUCAACCUCGUCUUUAAGUGGAUUCUCUUCGGCCAGCGCCCAUACUGGUGGGUUCUGGACUCCAACUACUACAGCAAGACUUCCGCUCCCCCGAUAAAGCAGUUUCCAGUCACCUGUGAGACGGGGCCAGGAAGUCCCUCCGGCCAUGCCAUGGGAGCAGCUGGUGUGUAUUAUGUGAUGGUCACAUCUGCCCUCUCUAUCUUGAAGGGCAAGAAAAAGUCAACGUACACCUUUAGGUGCUUAAGUGUCCUUUUGUGGCUGGGAUUCUGGGCCGUGCAGCUGAAUGUCUGUCUGUCUCGAAUCUACCUCGGUGCUCAUUUUCCCCACCAGGUUGUCGCUGGAGUCUUGUCAGGUAUCGCUGUGGCCGAGACCUUCCGCUACAUCCAGAGCAUCUACAAUGCGAGUCUCAAGAAGUAUUUUCUCAUCACGCUCUUCCUGUUCAGUUUUGCCAUUGGAUUCUACCUGCUGCUUAAGGCCCUGGGUGUGGACCUUCUGUGGACUCUCGCGAAAGCCAAGAAAUGGUGUGAGCGGCCGGAGUGGGUGCACAUCGAUACCACGCCCUUUGCCAGCCUCCUCAAGAACCUGGGGACUCUCUUUGGCCUGGGCCUGGCUCUCAACUCAGGCCUGUACAAGGAGAGCUGCAAGGGCAAGCUUGGCAAGUGGCUGCCCUUCCGCCUCGGCUGCAUCGGGGUCUCCCUCAUCUUCCUGCACAUCUUUGACUCCUUGAAACCCCCAUCCCACACCGAGCUGGUCUUCUAUGUCCUGUCUUUCUGCAAGAGCGCCACCGUGCCGCUGGCCUCUGUCGGCCUCAUCCCCUACUGUCUCUCCCGGGUCCUGGGCCCAUCGGACAAGAAGUCUUUGUAAGGGAUGUGGAGAGUUCAGGAUUCCGUGUCAAGGACCAUGUCAAGGAUGAGGGUGGGGGGGAUGGGGGCUGGAGCGAUAGCACAGCAGGUAGGGCGUUUGCCUUGCUUGUGGCCGACCUGGGUUCGAUUCCCAGCAUCCCAUAUCGUCCCCUGAGCAUCACCAGGGGUAAUUCCUGAGUGCAGAGCCAGGAGUAACCCCUGUGCAUCGCCAGGUGUGACAAAAAAAAAAAAAGGAUGGGGGUCGGUAGCGUGGGGGAGCUGGACUCUUCUUCCAACCCGGUUGAAACCAGAGGUGCUAGAGUCAGCUUGGAUGAGCCUCUUCCACCUUUGUGGUUCUAAUUGCAUGAGGUGAUGUUUGGUGGGGGAGUGAAUUUGUGAAAGAAAAGACUCAUUUGCUAGAGGUUGGGCCCACCUGGGUUUCCCUGUGAAGACUGGCUUGUUCUUCUAUCAGAGUGACAGAAACGAGCUUGUCAGGAAGGACUUGCUCACAGUCCCACACUGGGAAACCCACCGGAGAAUUUUUCUCCCCGUGCCCACCCGAACUGGGAAAAGGAGCAGGAGCGGCGGGGUUGAGAGGCGGGAAAGGGUGGAUGGAGGACUCGAGUAUCUUUCAUCUCAUGAAAAUUAUAUGUCAAGUAAUACCUGAUUGGCUUUCUAUUUGAAUCUAUAGGUAAGGAACUCUCAAGAGUGGGGACUAACUUAACUGGUGGUUGGUGGAGGAACUCUGUUUCUGUGGGGUUUCUGGUCUUUCUCUGUGAUGCAUCCACAUUCAUUGUAUUUCUGAAUGCCUGCUGCAACAUAAACAAUGUCAGGACAUUCAGGCCCAGCCAGCUUCCCCUCCUCCCACUAGAUCUCCUAUGCAUGUGUGCGUGCGUGUGACUGCGUAUGUGUGUGUGUGCGUGUAUGCCUGUGUGUGUGUGUGCUCACUCGUGCAUGCAUAAGGGACCAAUCCUAGGCACCAACACAUGUCAGACAUAUGCUCUACCACUGAGCUACGUUCCUACACCCCUAAUCUUCCUCUUUAUGAGCCCAGCUCUGCUUUUCUCAAAGCUUUCUAUACUCCCCACACUUACCCGGCAGUAACCUCGGUGGCUGAAAAAUGAUUCCAAGGUGACACUUGUGCAUUGAUUAAGCUCUGAAAUCUUGGACAAAAUGGAAAGAAGAAGCAAAGAUUCCUUUCUGCAGAAGGUCACUCCAAAUGUUCCCUUUGACUCCUGGGGGAUAGAUAUGUCUCCUUUCUCUAGCCAAAGCCAACCAAAGACACUUUCUUAGACUAACAGCCAACUCCUUGCCUGUUCUCCAAUCUCAACUGAUUUGCAGAAAUAUCCUUUUUAAAAAGAAGUGAGCCAUCUAUUUAUUUGAAAGUCCUUGUUUUUUGCUACCAAUUAUAUACUAUACUGUAUA